AGCCAGUGCUGUAUUCCUAUUUUAGAAGUUCUUGCUCUUGGAGAGUUAGAACAGGUAAAGAGAUUGAUUAAGAAUUAUUUCUGAAGGUCGUCUUUGUUUGAAAAAUAAUAUCCAGGUGAUCUGAUAUCAAUGUAAGACCUGCCUUGACAUUUUAUUGCUAGUUAGUUUCGUAUCACACGGCAUUUAUGAAAAAUAAUAGAUAAAAAAUGACACAAAUUUAAGAACAUUGUAACUAUAAAUGUUACAAAGUUCUUUCCAUUAGAGUAGCUUUUUGGAUAUUACCCUGGACACUGACUACCAAUGGAUUUUGAAAUAAUAUGUGGUAGCAGCUCUUUUUUUAUAAUACUUUCCUCUUGCUUUUCAUAAAACAAUUCCACAGUAUUUAAUUGGCCUCACUUUCAAAAUGUCUUUUUUCUUAUUUUGCAAGAAUAUAGAAGGUACCAAAUUGUUUCAAUUGGCAUCAGAAGGUCACAAGGAAAGUCUAUGGAAACCAGGCGAUUUCCUGAAAAAGAAGCAAAUUUAUGUCAGAUCAGUAUCAAAAUUUUAAAUUUGCGUGCUUAAAAGAAACUUGUAUUACAAAUUUUAACUUUACAAUGAGUAAAAGACAGUUCUAAUAAUCUUUUUCAAAAUUGUUUUACUAGUCACUUCUGUGUAUUUUUUCAAAAGCUCUUGCACUUAAAGGCAUUGACUAUGAAACCCAUGCUGUUCACUUGUUGAAAGAUGGAGGUCAGCAGGUGUGUACUGCAUUGCUCUAAUUAAUGGGUAAUUAUUUCAUUUAUCAUGACUUAUACUUGCGAGGAAAUCAUCACAGCCCAAGCAUUUUUUAAUUAGUGCUCUUCCAGCCUUAAGAAGGGCUUGUUUAGUAGUGAAUAUCCUUUUGUUGGUGUUUUUGCUCAUUUCGUUUUUUUUAAAGAAAGUCUCCCUUUCAAACUAGAGGUGAUUGUACAAUAGGGACCAGACUGGGAGGGAUGACCUUAAUUUCUCAUCAAUUUACUGUAGCAGGCCUUGUGGAAAACACCAGGUCCCACUGUCAGUGGAUUUUAAUUAAGCAGCUUUUGCCAGUUGGUGAAUGAAAAUGAAUGUAUAAAUUAAUUGAUAAAUAUUUUUAUUUACUCUUUCUUCUUUUUUAACCACAGUUACAUUUUACUUAACUUUUUUCUUGGGCUUUCUGUCUUAGAUUUUCUGAAGAACCCUGUUUUUCUCUUACUCUUUACAACUUUUUGUAUCUAGUCAUAGGACAGGCAUGUGUAGAGUCACUUGCAAUAGGAAAAGUAACCCAAACUUAUCAUAGGCUUUAUACCUAGAUUGGAAAGCUGACUGUGCAUGCAUGUUCAUAAGCAUCCUUGGGUGACUUUAUUUAAAUUUUAAAGUUUAUGUUAAGUUCACUUCAUUUCUGUAUUUGACAUCUUAUUUUAGUGAAAAUUACUUCCCCCUGAUAUUUCUACCUAAUUUUGAAAACGUGUAAUGAGUCAUUUUUGCAGACCAAAUUUCCCACCAUCAUCUGUUUUAUGAUACUACAACUACAAACUAGUAGAAUUCUCUCUGUUUUUCUUUCACUUGAAUUUAAUAAUCCUAAUCAUGUGACGUUUAAAAAGAAUUUGUACAAUAUAGCAAAAUCCCAGCGAACUCUGAUAGUUGUGGCAGUAAAAUGUAAUCCUUAUGAAGAAAUUUUGUCCUGUAGCAAUCUGAGGAGUAUAAGAAGUUGAAUCCCAUGGGCCAAGUACCCGCUUUAGUGAUCGAUGGCCACACACUGGCAGAUUCUGUAAGUUUGUUAUUUGAAAUAACCUAUAAUAUAAUUGUUCUUACCUUUAACAUUAUGGUACCUUGCAAGCAGAGGUUUCAUAUCUCUCUUGCAUGGCUUUUAGCAUUAAUGAAGUGGUCUGCAUUGCUUGUAAGUCACGCAGUUGAAAAGCCACGUAAACGACUUCAUAAUGCUAUUAAAGAGCCAUGCAAGAGAGAAACCUCUGCUCUCGGGGUAACAUUAUGGAUUCCAAGGAAGACAUUUAGGGAAGAAUUUCUGAGCCAGAGAUCUGUAUAGAUACAGUUGGACCUCUCCACAAUGGGCACCUUGGGACAGAAGAAAGUGGUCAUUGUACAGAGGUGGCGGUUGUGGAGAGGUGGCCGUUAUUGGAGGUUUGACUAUUAUGUGACUGUGCAAGUGAGCUAGUACUAGGAGUUGAAUGGUAAUAAUAUUAUCUGUUUUUGUUCCUUGCAGCUUAGUAUAAUAGAAUAUCUGGAUGAGACAAGACCUGAUCCUCCACUUUUGCCCAAGGAUGAUCCUCACAAGAGAGCAUUGGUAUGUUUCAUUUUUUCCUUCAUUUUAUUAUAUUAACCAGUGCUGAUUGAGUUUGAAAGUGUGUUACAUGUAUCUUUGGAAUUGCUCAAUUUUAUGCCCAUUCAUACCUGCUAAUCAGGUAAAUCUUAAUUAUUGCUGACGAAUGAUCCAUUACUCUGAAAAUAAUUUAUAAGGCCAUAAUUUUAUUAGCCUAGCAGCAAAAAAAAGCAUCUCAUCUUUUCUGGCUAAAUAUAGUGGCACUCAAAUAACAUUAUUUAUUUAUUUAUUUAUUUAUUCAAUUAUUAAUAAUUUAUUUAGUUAGUUUAAUAUUUAUAUAAUGGUAUUAUUGUCUUUUCAUCUUGACUUAUUGUACAUGUAUCUUCCAGGUACGGCAAGUAAGUUACACAAUAGCUAGUGGAAUUCAGCCAAUUCAGAAUCUGUCUGUCUUAAAGUAUGUUGGUGAUGAGAAAAAGGCAGAGUGGGGACAUCACUGGAUAAACAAAGGAUUUCAUAGUAAGUUUAUUGUGGGAGUGUUUCGAAAGUCAGGUACUCAAAAGAUGCUUUGUACUUUGUUUCUCAUUUUGCUUGACUGUGCUCAUAUAAAAGAGAACAGAACUUCUCAUGCCAAGCAUUCAGCUCAAGGAUUCCAGAAUCCCGCUACUGAUUGGAAUCUGGAAUCCAAGUUCCACUGACAGGAAUUCAUUAUUCAGCUCCUGGAAUCCGGAAUCCACGGGGUGUAAUCUAGAAUCCAGGACUGUCUUGGUUUACCUUAAGUACAUGAAGAGAUACCAAGAAUAUUGAUUAUAAAACCAGCAUAUGUACGGUCAUCAAAUGUAAAACAAUAAAAUGUCACGAUUGUGAUACCCUAAAUAUAUCCCACUCGUUCAGUACAAAAUUUUGUGGGAAACCCGAGUUUUUCGGUGAGAAAUAGCAUGUUGAAUUUCUAAAAAAAAAACGUUCGGGCCCGCCAGUCACUUUAGUAUUUACUGAAGGUAGGUUAAUAUUUAACUUGUGCCGUACACACUGCAGUUUUUUCUGUUUGUUUCCUCUGUUUCACAAACGUUGAUGUGAACUGCCUUUUGACUGAUUAUUUGUCCUUACCUACAUCAGUGUGUAUUGUGUACUAGUGAGAACCAGAGUUUAAUAUUUGUGGGGAAAGGUUAUAAAAUACAGAUUUGGAAAAAAUCAAUACAGUGGAACUUCUCCUUUGGGACACCUCUAUUUAAGGGACACCUCCAUGCAGGGGACACCAAUUUUGAUCCGGGAAAAAUGUGACACAUAAUCUUUGUUACCUCUAUUGAAGCCUGGACACUUUUUCUGGGUCCUGAAACCCAGACUCCAUUCAGGGAAGCCUUAGUACUGAAAAAGCACCACAAGUUUGCUGAUAAGUUUAAAAUUAAGUGUGCACUAGUCACAAUGGCGACAACUCAUGAACUAUCUAACUGAAAUUGAUAUACUGCACUUGUGGGAAUUCAACACACAACAUCACAGAGACAAGUUAAGCAUGAUUAUUUUUUUUAUACAGUCAUUAUCUAGCUGCUUGAAAUUAUGACUGUAGCAGAUUCCGAGGUAGAAUUGGAGAAAAAUAUUUUAUUUCUUGGUUAACUGUUAACAAACCCCAGCCCAACCUCCAUUCAGGGAAUACUUUCCUUGGUCUCAAGGGUGUCCCCUGAAUAAAGGUUCCACUGUAAAUGGUCUAUUCACUGAAUAGUAACUGUUCCUUUCCAGACUUAGAGAAGAUCUUGGAGAGUACUUCGGGAAAGUAUUGUGUUGGAGACGAGGUAGGUUAAUGAGUAAUUUAAUUUAAGAUCGUGAUGUUUCUUGAUGAGUAGUUUGAAAGUUUUUACCUUCCUCCAGUUCCGAUUUAGACGGUCGUCUAAAAUAAUUAUAUAGCUGGUAGUUAAUUCGAUAUUGUCAGCAAGGCGAUUAAUUUCUAAAAACUGUCCAAUGGAUUAAUGUGGUUACUUUCAGAUAGGACUUUUCUUAAAAAAUAAUUUAUUUAAAGUGAAACAGCAGACUUCAAAAUAGCCCGUAUUAUCGCGUAGGUGUUAAGAACGUGGGAGUGGUCAAAGAAAAGUCCUGGAGCGAGGGUGAAAACAAAGUCUGAGACUGGGGAUAGACGCGAAAAAUAUGUUUUUUUUCUCUUCCUUUUUUCUCUAGCCUAGCCUAGCGCGUGUGAGGCUCGCGCGCUUCGCGCGAAAAUCUCACUCGGUCGCCGUAACAAACCGAUUACAAAAAAAAAAACACUGUUUUACAGUCCAGCAAAGUAUUACCACUAUGCAAAAAUAUAAAUCAUGUUACCCACAAAGAGGUGUCAUUACGUUAACAUAGUUAGAUUUUUGUCUGACCAACAGAGAAAAAACUUUACGAAGACAGGAAUUCCGGCAGCCGUAUGAUCGAGGAUGUGUUGCUAAUAGCAGGUCCGUUUUAGAUCGCUCUUGACUUUUCUUGUUUUGUUUUAUUGCAGAUAUCAAUGGCUGACUUAUGUCUCGUCCCUCAAGUUUUCAAUGCAAAUAGGUAGAUAUUUUUAGACUUGAUCAAGAAAUAAGAACGGCAAAGGGAUAAUUUAAUGAACGGGAUAUACAUUCUUCUCCCUAAAUCGGUUCAUUCUUCCAUUAAUUGCGUUCGCUUCAGUCGUGUUUAAUCCUAUUUGAACGUUCAUAAAAUACUUAACCCAUUCGCCCCUGAACCACCCUUAACCACCCGUGCGGAUUCAAGUCCGUUCUACCGCUUGUGACGUCAUCAGUUUUAACGAUGGAUAACAACACUGUCCUCUAAUUUGUGCUGGUAGAAGAGAUCUUUCAAACCAUACUAGAAUGAGCACGAUUCAGUAAAGGACACCAGAGAAAAAGGCAAAAAACCAUGUAACAUUGACCCAAAAAUUACCAUGAAAAUCUUGUUUCACUACCCAUCUAGCUUUCCUUUCAUCUAAUCCUAAAAUCGUCAAAGCUUUUCCCAGAACUUUUCCAACCAAAAUGAAGCCUUCUAAAUGCCCAGUAAAGGAAAAAAUGAGGCGAGAAAAGCGAGGGAGGAAAUUUUGCUUCCUGCGCAUAGCCGAACUUCGCAAGCUAAUAUGUUGCAUCGUGAUCAGAAGGUCGCGAAGUGUAUAGCCUGUUCCAGGCUCUCAGAUAGUGGAGAAGAUGCGAAAGAGUGGGGAAGACGCGAAAGAGGAAGGUACGCAAAAAGAUGGCGGAACAGGAAAAAAGAAAAAGGAAAAAAAGCCCUUUCCUUCCGUUUUUUUUUCUUUUUUCAUGUUCGCGCUUUCUCAGUGCAGCGGACCCGAAUAUAUCGGAGCCUGGACAGGCUGUACGACCUUUAGCUCUUUAUAGCCAGACAGUGACUAGAAAACCGGUCGACUAGCUCCAAAGGUAUUGUCGGCAAAAUCCCCACGGGCGUGUGGGUUAAGUUUCUUUCACUGAAGAUUUACAUGCAUUAACUUAGUUUUAUUUGAGUUUCAUUCGAUAGCCAAAUGAUUGGAACUUUGUAAAAUUCGCACUAAAUUAACUGUGAUUUCAACUGUAUUUGUUUGGCUCACUUAACGCGCUUAAAUCUCAUCGAGAAUUGCAGCAAAGGCUGCCUGGCUCAAACGGCAAGCUCUUGACUUUGUUUGCUUCUAUCUUUCCAUCUUUCAUUCUAACUGAGCUAACACAUGUUUUCUGUCUACAGGUUUAAAGUUGACAUGUCUCAAUUUCCAGUGAUAUCACGAAUUGACGAGUCUUUGUCUGAACUGGAGGCCUUCAAGGCAGCGCACCCUUCCCAACAACCGGACUGUCCCGAAGACUUGAGGAAGUGAUAAUGAUCCGCUUACUGAAUUUUUUAAUGGCAACUGUUCUUUCAGCUAUAAAAGAGUUACCAAAAGACAGAAACAUGAAAUAAAAUUGUACCACC
Porites lobata is the source of this 6163-nucleotide messenger RNA. The record is from the annotation of a GenBank genome assembly. Lineage: Eukaryota; Metazoa; Cnidaria; Anthozoa; Scleractinia; Poritidae.